Molecule: messenger RNA, 3297 nt
Organism: Pseudozyma hubeiensis SY62
Lineage: Eukaryota; Fungi; Basidiomycota; Ustilaginomycetes; Ustilaginales; Ustilaginaceae
Exons: 1
Coding region: 1-3297 (1098 amino acids)
Molecular function (GO): protein binding
Source: RefSeq, a predicted model, not a curated record
AUGGCUCAAGUGCAGGCGCACGACGAGGGCCAACAGCACGAGCAGCGCCGCACCGGCGGCCUGCUCGGCCUGCCUACUGAGCUCAUACACAACAUCUUGCUCUCUCUACCGCCUUUGUGCAUCGAACACUUCUCGCAGACCUGCAAGCUCGCUCGAAAUCGCGUAUACGGCGAAUUGAAGACAGGCGAUCUUCACCUUUGGAAGCAGCUCUAUCUCCAACGUUUUGACAAUCUACCCAGCCUCUGGGAUGCUCCCCAGUCCUCAACCACUCAGAACGACUCGCACGACCAACAGAACGCUGCCUCGUCACCCGAAACGCACGCCGUAUCCAACGUCAUGGCCCUCGUCCAACUCAGAGACCGUGCUGCCAGGCUCUACGCUGGAGAUCCGAGCAACCACACACCCAUCUCGUUGAACUUCAACGCCGUCCUCACUGCGCUGCUCUCCGUCAUUGAUACAGCAGUACCGCCACAAAGUCCCGACCAGUGUCUCAACACAGUCUGGCUCAGCGAUUCGAUCCUCUCGUCCGGUCAAGCCACAUGGGCUCAGUGGGUCUUCCCUCGCUCCAUCAUGCACAGCCUAGACGAGUUCAAAAACGAAGCUGCCGCUCAGAUCUCCUCCAAACGCUCCACUUCGCCUCAAGAUCGCAAGCGCCGACGUGUCUCCGCUGCCAAUGGCUCCUCAGAACAGAACGACCAAAGUGGGCCUUCGACUUCCGCAGCUGCAGCUGCUUCCUCGCGUCGUCGAUCCUCGUCCAAGUCCAAUGCUGAUCGUCCCGACUCGGUACGCAGACGCUCCGCUCGCCUGCUCAAACUCAUCUAUCCCGAACCUCUCCAUCCGCUCGUCGAUGCCGGUCUCGACAUUGAAGCACUUGUGCAGCCUCAGGUGCGUCUCGCCGCGCGCAUCCAUUGCUUGCACGGCAUCCGCGCGUGGAAGGACUCUCAAAAGACGCGCCUCACGGAGAGCCCUCAGGAAAUCCCCGGUCAAUCCAGCAGAGACGGUCUAGCUAACGAGGGCGCAGCGCAAGCGUCAACCCAAGACGCUGCACAGAAUCUCGAGGCGCCACGAGCACAAGAGACUGAUGCCAAUCAAGCAGAUGAGGGCGAGGGCCAAGAUCAACAAGACGAGGAGGAAAAUGACGACGAUGACGAUGAUGACGACUUUGACGACGACGAGAGCUUUGACGAACCGCCAGCAGCCAUGCUGCGCCAUCGACCUCGUGUGUUCGGUCCAAGUUUUGGGUUCUGCAACGCGCCAGACGAGGAGGACGAGGUCCGAGCGCGCAUGAGGCAGAGAGUGUACGACUCUGGCUACUACGGCUGGUCCAACGGCUACGGCCCUCUUCACGCCUGGCGUCGACCUUUGGACCCACAAGCCGACGAUCAAGACGACGAGGAUGAGGACGACGCAGCUAAUGAUAGCGAUGGUGACGAGGAUGCCAGUAUGGCCGAUGCCGUAACGGGCCAAGGCAGCGAAGACGGCGAUGACGACGCGCUACGCGAAGCUACUGAGCUAAGCGACGACGACGUCCCGGACGAUCCCAUUCCUAUCGAGAUCGAAGUAAGCCGCAACGGCGGCACCAGGCGCACGUUUCAAGUCGCUGAUCGAUACGGCAACCCCAUCAACUCCCAUCAAAGCACGAGCUGGGAAGCCUCGGACGGCGAGCACGAUCAAGACGAUGGAUCGGGUCAACGUCGUACAGAUCGCACGCCAUUUCAGCCUCCCGACCACGGCACCUACGAUGCCGAAACGCGGACAUUCACUUACGAAGGCGAUCUUCCCAUCGGCAUCAUCACCGGCAGCCACAACAUUCAGGUCACAGUCGGGGGCACGGUCGACUUUGUUGCUACAGGCUCACUCAACGUCCGAUUUGUCCGACCAGGCAUGCUUGCAGAGACUAUGCGUGUCACCAGCGGACACGAUGCCGAUAUGACAGAUGACGAAGACGAAGACGCCAUCCCGGACCACGACGACCCGGUCGUCGUCGAACUGGACGGCGAGGAGGACGAUGACGUGGACAACGAAGACGAUGAUGACUUUGACGGAGAUGCCAACGACUGGGAUGACUACGCCGACGUGGACGACGAUGACGAUGGGCUCGGACACUUUGGCAUGUUCCGACCCAUGGCCGCAGCUGGCGGCUAUCGCGGCUGCCAUGCCAACGACGAGAUCAAGCCCCUGCUACAACAACACGACGCGCAGCGAGAAGCUUCCGAUGCGGACGAUGGGAAGAAAGGUGUGAGCUUGCGCACGAAGGCGAUCCACUGGGAGUUGGUCGAAGCCAUCAUGGUGGUCAUGUAUGCCAAUUUGAAGGAAGCCAUCUGGCUCGAGAAUUGGGGCUUUGGCAUCAAGAUACCCAAGAUAUACGAUGAAGCCGGCCUGCUCACCAAAGAUCCGAUGGAGAAGCGCGAGUUCCUCGAGUUUCCUACCGGUUGGAUCUCAUCACUGCCGAGUCCUUUGCCCGAGGUUCACGUCGACAGUGCCACCGACCAAAGCUCUGGCAAGUGGCCAUCAUCGCCGCCUCGACCCAAUGGCUCUGCAUCGACACAGGACGACGAAAAGCCGCACGACUGGGCACGAUGCGAAAGCUUCUGGGGCGGCACGUACAGCUUUUUGGACUUUUCGCACUUCGUCGACUACAACGUACGCCUAGCGCGGCGGCGCAGACAGGCUUUGGUUAACGCCGAAGCUUCUGCCUCUGCCAGCAAUGGAGCCAAUGGCAAAGCGUCGAUGCGGAUCAACCAACUGGAUCAGCUGCCGAAACCGAACCUGGCUGGGCUGGAAGAAGCCGUGGGCGACUGCUUGCAGCUUCGGCUCGAGUUGCUGCCCAAAUCGCAGCAGCCGUUGUACAACGAAGCGGAGGAAGGGCAGGCGGACGAUGACGAGUAUCCGACGCUCUUCUUCCGAGGCACGACGGUGACGUACUGGGGCAACGAAGCGCCCAUGCCGCGCGGAGGGGUGCAUGGCAAGGUACGACCGGUGUAUGCGAGGGAGGAGGACAUGGAUGAGGUCAUGUGGAGGUGUCCGCGGGGGAAGAAGAAGAUCGAAGGGUUGCACUGGUCCUUGACGCACGUGUACGAGGGGGAGGAUCGGUGGCAGCUGGAAGGUAUUCAGCCGGGACCACCGGGUACGCGUGCGCCGAUCUUUGGGAUUUGGACGGACGCGCUGCACGAGGAGGAGAGUCCCAACGGUCCGUUCGUGUACUGGAUGAUGGAUGAGAGGCCGUGGAAGGAGAUUGAGCGGUUGAACAGGGAGGAGGCGAUGGCGGUGGCUGCUGCUAGGGCUGCGACGCGAUGA